UCGGAAUCCGACUCGGAUAUGGCGCGAACCGCCUUAUCUUCUCUCUACUUAAUGGCGCGAAGGAGGCUUUGCUUCCAGCGUCGUCCACGAAGCAAAUCCGCCGCUGCUCCCUCCCUCCCUCCAGCUCUCCGAAUCACCGAUUGCUGAUUGGUUCAAGCAGUUCUUGAUCGUCGUCGGGUUUGAUGGCGGCGAAGCAGCUGGAGCUUGACGCCGGCGGCGGCGGCGGCGUGCCGUCCUGCGCUAACUGCUGCGGCGGCGUCGUCGCGACGACGACGGCGAGGAGCAAGAACCUGUGCGCGCGGUGCUACCGGGACCACCUCAAUGCCGUCGACGGCACCGCCGAGGCGGCGAGGACGCGCGCCCUGCUGGCGUCGCUCGCCUGCGACUUGAACGUCGGGACAUUCGGCGACGCGCACGGCGGCGCCAGCGGCUUCGGCUUCAAGAAUGCCGACCGGGAUAGCGCGAGGGGUGGUCAUCAUCAGGUCGUCGAGGUUGGAGACGACGGCGAGGGCGCCGCCGUGACACGGCUCCGGCGACGGCGAAUGGUCCGGACGUGCGAGUGAUUUGCUAAGCUUGUACUUAAUAGCAUCAAGAGUUGAAGGCUAAUCGCCUAAUGCUGUAGGGUAGUGAAGACGAUGGAUCAUCGAUCAUAAUUUAGAAAGAUCUUCGGUUCGUGUGCCGAUUUGUGUGUCAUGUGUACAUGUUAAUUACAACCAUCUACAUAAAUAAGUUAUUAUGAAAAACCCAAAUUGGGGAUAUU
This is a messenger RNA of Oryza sativa Japonica Group (Japanese rice), 760 nucleotides long. The record is from RefSeq and is a predicted model, not a curated record. Lineage: Eukaryota; Viridiplantae; Streptophyta; Magnoliopsida; Poales; Poaceae.